AUGUCAGGUUCUGCAGGUUUUGAUAGACAUAUUACAAUCUUUUCGCCAGAAGGAAGAUUAUAUCAAGUAGAAUAUGCAUUCAAAGCAAUCAAUUCAUCUAAUAUUACCUCCAUUGGAGUAACAGGUAAGGACUCUGCUGUUCUUAUCUCGCAAAAAAAGAUCCCAGAUAAGUUAUUGGAUCCAGAGACCGUGUCCUAUAUUUUCAAAAUCACACCGUCGAUUGGAUUAGUUGCUACUGGUUCGAUUGCAGAUGCCAGAGCACAGGCAUUGAGAGCACGUUCAGAGGCUGCCGAAUUUCGCUACAAAUAUGGAUAUGAAAUGCCCGUAGAAAGUUUGGCUAAAAGAAUGGCAAACUUAUCCCAAUUAUACACUCAAAGAGCUUACAUGAGACCAUUGGGUGUUGCAUUGACAUUCUGUCAAGUUGAUUUUGAAGAUGAGGAUAGGGGAUCACAAAUCUUCAAGUGUGAUCCUGCUGGUUAUUAUACUGGUGUUAAGGCCGUUGCCACUGGACCAAAGCAACAAGAAGCAACGACUUAUUUAGAAAAGAAAUUUAAGAAGAUAGAGCAUGUAAAAGGUGACUGGAAAGAUACGGUUGAAUUUGCUAUUACUGCUUUGAGUUCAGUAUUAGGCACUGAUUUUAGAAAAAAUGAUAUUGAAAUUGGAGUUGCUACUGAAGAAGGUUUCCGCAUUUUAAAUCCAGAAGAAAUAGAUGAAAGGUUGGUCACUAUUGCUGAACAAGAUUAA
Debaryomyces hansenii CBS767 is the source of this 744-nucleotide messenger RNA. RefSeq names its product proteasome core particle subunit alpha 1 (gene SCL1). NCBI's taxonomy places the organism in Eukaryota, Fungi, Ascomycota, Pichiomycetes, Serinales, Debaryomycetaceae. Gene Ontology annotation, biological process: ubiquitin-dependent protein catabolic process. The coding region runs from base 1 to 744 and encodes 247 amino acids. Gene Ontology annotation, cellular component: cytosol; proteasome core complex, alpha-subunit complex; proteasome core complex. The transcript is spliced from 2 exons. The record is from RefSeq and is a predicted model, not a curated record.